AUGCGCAUAGAGAAAUGUAGGACAGGCUGGAACGCAGACAGAGCCCGGUGGCUCCGGGUGCCGGAGGCAGAGGUAACACAGGAGCCUUCUGACUUCGAAGAGGACGGUUGCCUGUUAGAGGUGAUACGAAGCUCUCGCUCCCAUCCCAACGAGGGCAAAGACCUGAGCGACAUGAGCGAGGACGAGCGCGAGCAGCUGGAGGAUUGCUUGGACUCUACGGAGAAACCCUACCCGCAGCCCAAGCGCCCUGUGACGCUGACGCAGGCCGUGAAGUGCGCGGAAGAGCUUUGGGAAGAUGCAUAG
Symbiodinium necroappetens is the source of this 303-nucleotide messenger RNA. NCBI's taxonomy places the organism in Eukaryota, Dinophyceae, Suessiales, Symbiodiniaceae. The record is from the annotation of a GenBank genome assembly.